Molecule: messenger RNA, 1311 nt
Organism: Talpa occidentalis (Iberian mole)
Lineage: Eukaryota; Metazoa; Chordata; Mammalia; Eulipotyphla; Talpidae
Gene: AKR1A1
Product: aldo-keto reductase family 1 member A1
Exons: 9
Coding region: 240-1217 (325 amino acids)
Biological process (GO): aldehyde catabolic process
Cellular component (GO): cytosol
Molecular function (GO): aldose reductase (NADPH) activity
Source: RefSeq, a predicted model, not a curated record
GGCCAAGGGCGGGAUCCACUUAUUCACGCGUAGAUGAAUGACCAGCUCCCCGCCCCUCCUGUGGGAGGCGCUUCCUCUUCACCGCCGGACGUAGGCAGGUCCUGCCUCCCUCCACGCGACGACUUCCCUCGCAGCCCACCGACGCUGCAAGCUCAGGCCCACUGGGUGGCUGACAGCGCGCACACCUGAGCCGGGAGCAUUGCACUCUGUUCACGCUCUGUGCUCGUGCACAGGGGACAAUGGCGGCUUCCUAUACUGUGCUGCAUACUGGGCAGAAGAUGCCCCUGAUUGGACUGGGCACCUGGAAGAGUGAGCCUGGCCAGGUAAAAGCAGCUAUUAAGUAUGCCCUGAGUGUAGGCUACCGCCACAUUGAUUGUGCUGCUAUCUACGGCAAUGAGGCUGAGAUCGGGGAGGCCCUGAAGGAGAAUGUGGGACCAGGCAAGGCAGUGCCUCGGGAAGAGGUUUUUGUGACAUCCAAGCUGUGGAACACCAAGCAUCAUGCCGAAGAUGUGGAGCCUGCCCUUCGGAAGACACUCGCUGACCUCCAGCUGGACUAUUUGGACCUGUACCUGAUCCAUUGGCCUUAUGCCUUUGAGCAAGGAGACAACCCCUUCCCUAAGAAUGAUGAUGGGACUAUCCGCUAUGACUCCAUCCACUACAAGGAGACCUGGAAGGCUCUGGAGGCCCUGGUGACAAAGGGGCUGGUGCGGGCGCUGGGCCUGUCUAACUUCAGUAGCCGGCAGAUUGAUGAUGUGCUCAGUGUGGCUUCUGUGCGCCCAGCUGUUCUUCAGGUGGAAUGCCACCCAUACCUGUCUCAGAGUGAACUGAUUGCCCACUGCCAUGCCCGAGGUCUGGAGGUGACUGCUUACAGCCCUCUGGGCUCCCUUGAUCGUGCUUGGCGUGAUCCAAAUGAACCUGUCCUGCUUGAGGAGCCAGUGAUCCUGGCGUUGGCUAAAAAGUAUAACCGAUCUCCAGCUCAGAUCUUGCUCAGGUGGCAAGUCCAGCGGAGAGUGGUCAGUAUCCCUAAGAGUGUUUCGCCUUCCCGUAUUCUUCAGAACAUCCAGGUGUUUGACUUCACCUUUAGCCCAGAAGAGAUGAAGCAGAUAGAUGCCCUGAAUAAAAAUUGCAGAUUCAUCAUACCCAUGCUUACGGUGGAUGGUAAGAGGGUCCCAAGAGAUGCCGGGCACCCUCUGUACCCUUUUAAUGAUCCAUACUGAGACCCACACAGCUUCCUGUCUUCCUUUCCAGUUCUCUAGCCACAAAGUCCUUCCAUCCCCAGUAAGAGGGAAUUAAUAAAGUCACUGGAGCAUC